This is a messenger RNA of Chaetomium globosum CBS 148.51, 1356 nucleotides long. RefSeq lists its product as uncharacterized. The record is from RefSeq and is a predicted model, not a curated record. Gene Ontology annotation, biological process: carbohydrate metabolic process. The coding region runs from base 1 to 1356 and encodes 451 amino acids. Gene Ontology annotation, molecular function: hydrolase activity, hydrolyzing O-glycosyl compounds. The transcript is spliced from 4 exons. NCBI's taxonomy places the organism in Eukaryota, Fungi, Ascomycota, Sordariomycetes, Sordariales, Chaetomiaceae.
AUGCGCUUCCUAAAGGUCGCGCUAGCGGCAGCGCUCUCGCGCGUCGCGACAGCAUCAUUGCAGGUCGUACCGGGAGGAACAUGGACGACGCCCAACGGCGAGCACCUCCAAGCGCACGGCGCGGGUCUCAUCCAAGUCGACGGCGUGUACUACAUGAUAGGCGAGGACAAGAGCGGUGGGCACUCCUUCUCCAACGUCAACUGCUACUCGUCGACCGACCUCGUGCAAUGGACCUACGUGGGGGCGCUGCUGUCGCGCACCAGCUCGGGCGACCUGGGACCCAACCGCGUCGUGGAGCGGCCCAAGGUCAUUUACAACGACAAGACGCGCAAGUAUGUCCUGUGGAUGCACAUGGAUAGCAGCUCGUACGGUGAGGCCAGAGUUGCGGUGGCGACGGGUGAUACCGUGUGUGGGAAGUAUCAGUAUCUUAGGAGCUUUCAGCCGUUGGGGAGGGAGAGCCGUGAUAUGGGAUUGUUUAAAGACGACGAUGGCAAGGGAUACUUGCUGACUGAAGACCGGAAAUACGGUCUUCGCAUUGUUGCACUCUCGGAUGACUUCACAUCCCCGACGAGCGACGUCUUUUCGUGGAAGCUCGAAGGUGGUAACCGUGUCGAGGCCCCUGCUAUGGUCAAGCUGGGCAACACAUACUUUAUGUUUGCGUCCAUGAUGACGGGAUGGGAUUCCAACGACAACCAGUACACGACGUCCACCAACCUGCGUUCCGGCUGGUCGAGCUGGAAGAAGUUUGCCGACAGCGGGACCAACACCUACAACUCCCAAACCACUUACAUCCUCAAGACCAGCGAGAGCAGCGCCAUCUACCUGGGCGACCGGUGGAUGAAGGACAACCUCAUGGCCAGCACCUACAUCUGGCUGCCCCUGAGCAUCAGCGGAACUAGCGUCAGCAUGAAGAACUUUGUCAGCUGGGUGCCCACGUCCAACUUCGCCUCGUGGCAGAACCCGCCCGCCGAGACCAGCUACGAGGCCGAGAAGGCCGCGUACGGCGGCAAAGCGCGCAACGUCGACUGCUCGGGGUGCUCGGGCAAGGUCGCGGCGGGGUACAUCGGCGGGCCGGACCGCGGCAGCGUCACCUUCAACAACAUCCGCAGCGACAUCGACGGCCUGACCACCAUCCGCAUCAAGUUCCUCAACGGUGACACCGGCCCGCGGUACGCCAACGUGAGGGUUAAUGGGGAUGGUGGGCGGAAGGUGGCCUUCUUGCAGGCGACGGGGAAUCCGGCGAGCAGCACGCUGCAUGCUAACUUGAAGAAGGGGUCGUCGAACACGAUUGUGAUUGAGGGGAUCGAUGGUGGCUGGGGCCCUGAUAUUGACCGUCUGAUGGUGCCGGUUCAGUAG